Messenger RNA from Danaus chrysippus (African queen), 2253 nucleotides. The record is from the annotation of a GenBank genome assembly. NCBI's taxonomy places the organism in Eukaryota, Metazoa, Arthropoda, Insecta, Lepidoptera, Nymphalidae.
AUGAGGACGGUCGCCUUAAUUAGUGGUGGGAAGGACAGCUGCUACAACAUGAUGCAGUGCGUUGACGCCGGGCAUACGAUCGUGGCCCUGGCCAACCUCCAACCGACCCAUAAAGAUGAACUGGAUAGCUAUAUGUAUCAGACAGUUGGUCAUCAAGGUAUAGAAUUGUAUGCUGAGGCUAUGGGCUUACCGCUGUAUAGAGAAGCUAUAUCAGGGGUAGCUGUAGACCAGGGCCGAUAUUAUAAACCAACGGAUAAUGAUGAAGUUGAAGAUUUGUUUAGAUUACUCUCUAGGAUUAAGAACGAACUUGAUAUAGAGGCGGUUGCUUGUGGUGCCAUAUUGUCAGAUUACCAAAGAAUCAGAGUUGAGAAUGUAUGUCAAAGACUCGGCUUAGUCUCACUCGCAUAUUUAUGGAGAAGGAAUCAAAAAGAACUAUUACAAGAGAUGAUAAAUUGUGGUGUGGAAGCUAUCAUUAUUAAGGUAGCAGCCCUAGGCCUGGAUCCUAGAAUACAUCUAGGAAUGACUAUCAAGGACAUUCAGCCUCAUCUGCUAGUCAUGAAGGAGAAGUAUGGACUUAAUGUGUGUGGGGAAGGCGGAGAAUACGAAACAUUUACACUCGACUGUCCUCUGUUUAAGAAGAAACUAGUUAUAGACGAAAAGCAAAUGGUGAUACAUAGCGAGGACCCUGUGGCCUCUGUCGGUUAUUUAAAUUUAAAACUGCAUCUAGAAACUAAGGAGAACUACGACGAAAAAAUCAAACUACCUCCAAUUGUUAAAAACUCAUUAGAUUUUGUAAAAGAUUUGAGCGAUACAGUAUUUAGUGAUAUAAGUGAUGUGGAACUGAGCGAGACGGAAAUAGAAUCUAUUGAGAUGUUAGAGCAAGAGGAGAAGAUCAAACAGAACGAUCAGAAUCCUUUACUAACGUACGCUGGUGACAACGAAGUCGAUUUGGAUACUACUGACAGUCAAAACUACACUGAUAGUUUAGAAGAUGGUUACUUUUACGACGAAGUACAUGAUGCAAGUGAAAUGCAUCCAGUAAAAGACCAUAGAUCUAUAUAUGGCGGUAAACAAGGCUGGUACUUUAUCGGUGGUGUUGUCGGCGACGGGGUAGAUACGACUUUAGCAACGGAGGACGCUAUGAAAAAACUCAUUAGUUUACUAACGUCAGUGAAUCUUGAACUACAACAUAUAUGUUCUGUGAACAUUUACAUGAGGUCUAUGGAGGAAUACAACGAAUUGAACGAAGUCUACGUUAAGACAUUUUCGUUUCCAAAUCCUCCAACACGUGUUUGUGUACAAUGCCCUCUACCGCCAGACGUUGGACUUAUAAUGGACGCGGUUGCCUACAAACAAAACGACGAAUUUGUCCAAGAAACCGAUGGAAUGGUGAAGGAACGAACAACGAUGCACGUACAGGGAAUAUCACAUUGGGCUCCAGCUAAUAUUGGACCUUAUAGUCAAGCUGUUAAGGUGGGCGAAUUGGUGGGCACGUGUGGUCAGAUAGCACUGGUGGCGGGCUGUAUGCGUCUGUGUCGCGGCGGGGCACGUCCGCAGUGCGCGCUGGCCCUGCGUCAUCUGACACGAGUACUGCGCGCGGCUCACCCCCGCGCUCACAUACGGAGCGUUGUACAGAGUGUGUGCUAUGUGACGUCACGCGGCGCCGCUCGCGAGGCGCGGCGUCAGUUGGAACGUCGUACGGCGGGCGCCAUAGUGCAGUGUGCAGUCGUUGACGCUCUGCCACGAGGAGCGGCCGUCGAAUGGCAUGCUUGGGCUCACGCUGAUAAUAAUAGAUUUGAUUAUGAGGAGACUGGUUGUAAUGUGGGUGACUACAAAGUGGCUAUUAAUAGAAGAUGGAAUUAUGAGAAUACUGUUGCUGCUAUUGUGUGCUAUGUUUCCACUGGUUCGAGUCCAUCAACGUGUCAGGUGUCGUUCCCUGACGCGGCGUCGUGUGACCGUCACCGAGCCAGCGCCACGCACAUGACGUUACAAGACCUAGAGGGCGUCAUGGAGUAUGUACUGAGGAAACUACUCAACGACUGUCAUAAAGAUGACGCAAGUGACGAACCGGCUCUGUAUGUCAGGAUAUUCUAUCAGGUGUGGGGCUCCCCUUCUCCUAAUCGUAUGUGGUCAGCGUGUGAGUCGGCCGCUAGUAGGUGUCGUGCGCGCGUGUCCCUCACUCUAGUGCCGGUGCCGGCGCUACACAACGCGUUCGCUUUCCUCUCAAUCAGCGGACUUCGGCUGCAGGAAUGA